AUGAAGGGUAAUUUCAAAGCCGAUACGAUGGAGAUAGACUCCGGUGAGACUUUCUCUCUUGACAACAAGCCAUCCAGCGCCAAGGAUUUGCUCUACACCGCUAGGAGGCUCGUCGAUCAAGGCCACCCUUCACAAGCUCUCCAAGCUGUGGUGAUGGCAAUGAGAAUCCAAGGAGGAGAUGAGGCGGUACUUCAUAUACUCAACCGUACCCGUGAACUCUACAAGCGUAGAAUCCAAGAAACAUCUAGCAUAGAUCAGCUGGCUUCUAUAUUUGCAGAGUGCGCCAUUACAGAAGCACAGCCUCUUGAGACAACAUCAUCAACAGACAUGUUCGGUACUAAAGAAAGAGUUACAGCGGAUGCUCAGGGGAUAUCUAUUUUAGAGAAAAGCGGGAGGUCACAGAUCAUGCUUGAUGCCUUUGCUGACGGAAGCAGCUUUAUCUGUCUGAAAUGCGGUGGUCUGGUGAGCAUCCAUAGGAGAGAUGAACACUAUGCGUAUUGGUGUAGUAAUAUGUGAUGCAACGAAUGCUAUUUUGCUUCUGAUGUAUAAUACUUACAAAAUCAGUCUAAUACCUCAACAUCCUAUAUAGACUUGUAAUGUUUCUUAUGCUUUAUCAAUAAAAGCUUCAAGGAAAGACAUUGAAUCAUGUCUCUCUAAAACUUUUUUUGGUGCUCUGUAUAUUGUAUCAUUUACAACAAAACCAAAAAAACAAAUAAACUGGUAAGUUCUUUAUAUAAGUAAUACAUGCAACUUGAAGAUGAGCUUAAACCCACUUGCACUCUCACAUGCUUCAAAUAGUCAGAGCUUAAAGGACAAACCUAAACUAUAAGCAGUCAGAGUUUGCCACUUUUAUUACACUUAU
Messenger RNA from Eruca vesicaria subsp. sativa (arugula), 862 nucleotides. The record is from the annotation of a GenBank genome assembly. Lineage: Eukaryota; Viridiplantae; Streptophyta; Magnoliopsida; Brassicales; Brassicaceae.